Scylla paramamosain (green mud crab) is the source of this 8314-nucleotide messenger RNA. RefSeq lists its product as uncharacterized. Lineage: Eukaryota; Metazoa; Arthropoda; Malacostraca; Decapoda; Portunidae. The transcript has 2 exons. The coding region runs from base 424 to 4194 and encodes 1256 amino acids. The record is from RefSeq and is a predicted model, not a curated record.
CAUGAAUCAGGAUAAGAAGGGCAGUCAGUGACUAGAGAGAAUCGUAACUGCUGCAUUCUGGUAUUGGUAACUGGUGAACCCUCAUUUCUGGUAAGUGAGGGCGGACAACUGUUGGCGGAUGAUGUAGUUGUACCAUUCAGUACAUACAGUGCCACUACCAAGGGUCAUAGCAAGGACUCUGUAUUAGUCAUAGGUUGUUUGUGUGUUAUCUUCGGCAUACCACACCCAGACCCAUGCUACAGCCUCACCCAGCACAGCGCAGUUCUGCACCACCUUGAAGGCUUCCUCACUUUUCCCUCGACUCAAAUGUUGGCUUGACACAACUUGAGGAAGAGACUCUGAGACUUACCAGUGGACCUUCAGAUUCCACCUCUGCCUGUCUGCACUGUGACGAAUCACAGUUCCUGCAAGCAACCCCAAAUCAUGGCUCGUGCUGUGUCACACCCAGAGGCAGCAACAUUCAAUCGCUCACUAACUAUUCGAGGCUUAGUUGAACGUGUCUUUUCUGUCACUUGCAGCCAUUUGUCAAGGUUGGGAGACGGAACCAUUGAGGAGUAUUGUAAGGCUGGAAAGGCUCCCAAAUACAUUGUAAGGUUUUUCAAUCCUAAUGAAAACCAAUUCAUUCAGUCCAAGGCUUUUGAGAAAUUUGAUGCAAAGCUAAGUUUUAAGUUUUUGAAAACAUGUUGUGGCCUUAAGGAACAUAAACAUGAAAGAUGGUCUCCUGCUAAACAUAAACAGUCUGCUGAAGAAAAGGAUACAUUUGAAUACCUUAUUGGUUACUGCUGGAAUGAGUAUGAUCAAAUCUUGCGGGCUGCAUCAUCGCUGACAGAUGAUAAUCUAAAUGAUCACAUGGACAAGAUUUUGGAGGCUCUUUUACUGCUUAUUGGAAAAGUUGAGGAGGAGAAAAAUGUAAAUGAGGCAUCUUUGAAAUCGGAGUUAAAGGAGCAUAUUGGAAAAAAGUUAGAUUCUUACAGUAAUUAUUCCCAUUCCCAACAUAAGUAUAUUAUCCUCAGUGAACAUUUAUUGCACCAGAUGCUUGUCAUGGUGUAUAAUCACUUAAACCGUCUGCAUGGGAUGUCACUUUGUAACUUUUUGAACAACAAUAAGAUGAACCUGGUUCCUCGAACUGGUUUUUCAAAUGAACGAAAGUUUCUUGAGGGAAAUCCACCCCCAGAGAAGAUGCCUAUCAAGAUAUUGUAUCAGGUGGUAAAACGUGUAUGCUUUAACUAUGAGAAGCGGAGGACUACCAAAAGAGAAGAACUGCUAGAAAUUUUGCAUAAUCUUAAAGAAGAAUACAAAACUCCUCUAAGGAAUGAAGAAGAAUAUAGUGACAGAUGCUACAAACUUUAUGGAAUGCUUGAGACUGCAUUUCAUAAUUUAUGUACAAAGACAGGUAAAGAAAUGAAACAGGUCAUUGGAAAACUGGCCAGGGAAACAUUUGUAGUGGAGCACAUUCAAAAGCCAUUUGAACUUCCAGACUCUUCACCCAAGAAGUCUGACUCGCCUGAAGAGUCAUCAGCCUCUGUCACCACUCCCUUGCCUGUACUGACUUGUCCCAGUGCCAAAAAAGGUGAGCUGAGUAUUGAAGAAGUUAAUAUUUGUGUACUGUUCAGGGUGGUGCGUCCAGGAGGUUUGAUUUCUCAGACCCUGGCUCAUGUCUUUAAAGCACUCAAGGGAAAUCUUGAAAACACCCAGAAGAACAAAUCUAUUUUCAAGAAUAAUUUCACAGGAGAUGAAAAGAGCCUUAUAAAUAAAUUGAAUGAUGAUCCUGCUGCCAUAGAUACAGAAUUGUCCAAGAAAGACAUAACCUUCCUCUGUAAGCUACUUAGAUAUGGUUGUCUAUUGUUGUCAAAAGAAGAGAGUGCCUGGUCCAUCAAUAGUAACAAUAAGGAUACAAUAGAAUAUAACAUCACUGUCGUCAGGAAAGAGAGAAAUAAAUUUGCUCAUGAAGUGACCUGCAUCAAAACUGAAGAUUUGAAUAUAAUAUUAAAUACUGUCAGAAAUGCCUUGCAUACAAUUCUGGAAAAAACUAAAACAUUCUUGAAAGAUCAUGAAUGUGAUAUAAUGGCAGAGCUUCAAAAACAUCAAAAUGAAAUGGACAGUGAAAUGCAGAAGAUUUCUCAAAUUACAUACGAUCUGUCCCUCAAUAACGAGUGGAAAGAGGUGAGUGAAAUGAGAGAUAAAGUGAUUUUAACUGCCCAGAAGGAGCUGAAGCAGCUGCACCUGUAUGGGGAGGAUAUGCAGAACAUGUCCCCCAUCACUGGCAGCACUGACUCCCGCCACAAGGCCCUCACCAUUGAGGCAUUGUUUAUGGAACGUCAGUUGGAGGAUAAGGAUGAUGUAAAUGCUGGAGUUAGGGGCACAUACAAGGUGGAGGAUAUCUUAUUCUGUCAUACUAGUACACUUGGUUCAUUCAGAGUUUUUAUAAUUCCUGGAAGACCUGGAGAUGGAAAGACAUCCAUUUGCAAGUAUCUAUUUCAUCUUUGGUCUCAGGAUAUUGCGGCAUCCUCUCUAAAGGGUGUGGAUCUGCUAUUCUACAUACCUUGUAGAUAUGUCACAAUUAAAAGCCUUUCUGCAUAUCUGAAGGGUAAACUUCCUAAAUCAUUAGGAAAAACUAAAAAUGAGGAUAUAGUUCCUCUCCUACAGGAGCCCCAAGUUCUCUUUGUGAUAGAUGGCUAUGAUGAAGCUGGAGAGGAGGCAAAGGGCCUCAUUGAUGAGAUUCUUACCUCCCUGCCUGACAGUAAGAUGAUAAUCACCACCAAGACUCAGUGGGCUGCCAAACUCAUAGAUAAGGUGCAGACCGUGACCUUCAAUUACAAAGUCUUAAGGAUUGAAGAAAUGACAGAAGAGAUGCGUAAGCAGUAUGUCAAGAAAUUCUUCAUUGCCAUGAAACAGGAUACUGAAGAUUGCAACAAAUUUCUGAGAUACCUUGAUGAAAUGAAAGAAAAUUUGAAUACUUUAAUAAUUAUGCCCCUUACUUUUUCUCUUCUGGCUCUCCUCUGGAUUAAUGAACCUGCAAAUGCAAAAGAGAUAAGAACAUUAACACAAUUAUACUACAAAUUGAUAAACUUGAUCAUUAAAAGAGUCUCUAAACAGCUUCUCAAGGAUGACUUUUUCCUGUUCCGUGAUUGGGUGAUAAAGCUGGGAGAGAUAGCUUGGAACAAUCUCAAGAAAAAAAGGCAUUAUCUUAAUGAGCCAGACCAGAUGUCCUUGUACAUGAAAGCAAGACACCUAGAACUGGGUUCCGAGGGCUACAACCACCUUAUGUCCAGUCUCCUUUACUGUGAGAUCCAUGAGAGUCUGGUUACUGAUGAAAAAAAAAUAUGGACUUUUACAUUUACCAGCCAGCAGGAGUAUUUUGCUGCUGAAUACAUAGUUUAUGAGAUUAGUCAAAACAAAGCUACAUCUCUCAAGAGUAUUCUUGAACUCUCAGGAGAAGUAAAUGAAAAAUAUAAGAAAAAGUUGCAAAGGUUGAUUCCAGUUAUAGAAUUCAUUUGUGGGCUCCUUAUUAUCUGUGAUGGAUUAACAGAGAGACUAGAAGAGAUAACAGAAAUAAUGUCAAUAAAAGAACCAUGGGCUUUCAUUUCACUGGAGAAGAUGUUUGAACAUAUGAUACAGGAAAAUAAACAAGUAAAAGAUAUGGUAAGAAAAAUGUUUAUGAAUGAGAAGCUGGCCAUUUUUCAUAAUUAUGACCCUAAGAGCACUCUUUGGGUGUUGAAUAACACAUCUUUAGUUGCCCAGAAGGAAGUGACAGUGCUUAGUAAUGUGAAUGAUUUGCCACAAAUUCUGCCCAUACUGAACUUUUUGCUAUCUGAAUCAUGCAAAAUAAAAGUUUUAGUGGAUGUUGAUAAAGUGAGCAACAUCUCAAAAUUGACCAAGUUAAUAGAAGAUGAAAAAUAUAAGCAUGUCAGGUUUUUCCUUGCACCUUGGAAACCACUUUGCAUCUCUGAGGUAAUCAUGUCCUGGACCUUUAACACCCCACUCUACCUCUCCCUGUGUCCUGAAGUCUUCCCAUUGGUGUGGUGGAAGUUGCUCAUGUGCUUCUUAACCAUGGACAAGAAAGUGAACAAGGUGAUUUGCAGUCCUACUGACCCCAAAUGUUUGAAGCUUAUAGAAGAAGGAGCAAGCACACUAAAAGCAGAGCUCAUCAAAGACUUCUUUCUGAUGCCAACAGAAAUAGUUAUUCAUGUUUAAUCCUUUCAGUACCAUAGCAACAGUUUUGUUAUAUUAUGAAUAUUGUUAUAGAUUUAUAUUAAGUUUAGGGUUUUUUUUUUUUUUUUUUUAUGAAGGUGGUAAAAAUAAGUUGAUGGUACCCCUUCACUACAGUUUCAUAUUUAUUUGCUUCAUAUUGUUGCUAACAGUAGAAAUUGUCUGUAUUAUUGAAUGGCAUGUUGUUGUGGAAAUUAUUUCAUUUGAUAUUAUUUUUACCUUGGUUGGAUGCAAUAUGAGUCCUGUUUUUUUGCAUUUAUAAUUGAUAUCUAUGUUCAUCUUUCAUGUAUUCCUCCCAACACUGCCCCCAGAUUGUCCUUCCCACUACUCUCUCUCUCUCUCUCUCUCUCUCUCUCUCUCUCUCUCUCUCUCUCUCUCUCUCUCUCUCUCUCUCUCUCUCUCUCUCUCUCUCUCUCUCUCUCUCUCUCUCUCUCUCUCUCUCUCUCUCUCUCUCUCUCUCUCUCUCUCUCUCUCUCUCUCUCUCUCUCUCUCUCUCUCUCUCUCUCUCUCUCUCUCUCUCUCUCUCUCUCUCUCUCUCUCUCUCUCUCUCUCUCUCUCUCUCUCUCUCUCUCUCUUGAAUAUUACUUUUAGUUGAACCUUGUGACUCUCCUUUAGAUGUAAAUUUAAACAGAGAGCAAUUCUGAUUACUAAAUACAUUGUUUUGACCAAGUGAAAUACCUGUAAAAUAAUUUCAGUGAUACACCUCUAAUUCCUAAGUUUUCUAAUGUGUGAAGUAAAAUUUUGUGAUAUAAGGUGUCAAGAAUUUUUGAUGAGUAUAUAAAUUUUUCUGUAAGACUUAAUUUUCUCCAAACAUGUGUACACAUUGUUGACAAACAUUAGUAUUGCUGAUAUAAUGCCAGUGUUCAUUUAAAAGAUGAGAGGAAAUGAGUUUUUGAAAAAUGUAUUUUCCUAAUUGUGAUAAUUAAAUAGAAAUGGGGCAAUAAUUGUUUAAGUUUUAUAGGUAUAUCCAUGUAAGGCACAUUCAGUUAUACAUAUAUAGUCCAUUCAUUUAAACUACCUUUUCUACCCAAAAAGAGGGUUUAUUAUCAUCUGCUGUCUUUUACUCUUUUUUUUUAAUAUGCUGCACAUAGUUUUCAGUAAAUGAUUUAUAUGUAUUUUAUGAUGUUUGUAAAGUAGAUGUUAUUUAUUUUUAUAUUGUUUGUUACUAUGCCCUAAAGUUUAUGGACAUAUAUUUUUGCAAAUGUAUCUUUUCUAUUUUUCUUUUAUACUGAUUUUUAGAGCUAAUAUGAUGUAUGGGCUAACUCCAUUCAUUCUAUUUAAACUAACCUUUUCAAUGAGGAAAUAUUUUUAGAUAGUAAUUUAUUAAAUUCAUUAUGAAAUAGAUCAUAGACCUCAUCAGAAGAUUUAUGAUUUUAGUAUACAAGUCCAAUCAAUAAGAGCAAUAAUAUUGGUGAAAUUUCCUACUGAAACUGUAAUAGCAAUGAAUCUUUUACAAAUAGACCAACGUUCUUGUUUUACACAGUAGGAAAAUUAUCAGAAAUGUCAGUUCAAAUUACAUAGUAUAAGCUUUUCUUUUUGCAGCAGUGUUGACCAUAUGUGGUUGUUGGGUGUUGGUGAGGUGCUGGUUUAGUUAAUUGCCUCAGUUAUUUAAGGAAAAAGCUUAUAAAUUCAGACGCUAUUAUUAUUUAAUGAAUUAAGAGUGAAAUCCAUGAGAAUAUAGAUAGGUACCUUGAUAUUUUUUUAUUGAUAUUUUAAGCUCUACCAUUUUAAGCUGAAACUUUUUUUAACUGAAUUAGUUUUUGUUUUAUGCACAUUUUCUGUGUUAAAUAUUUUGAUCUCUCUUUCUGUUCUAAUCUGAAACUUUAUAUGAAUUGAAUAAUUUUUGUUAUAUACACAUACAUUUCAUAUUACAUGAUAAUACUUUUUGUUACCAGAUAACCCUUUCUUUUAUUCUAUAAAAAAUAUGAAUAAAAACUCAGAAAGACAUAUAGUUGAUAUAUAUGUAUCUAUGUACUGUAUUUGAUUCUUGUGAUCAAUUCUCACCUUUUAACUUGAAGCUCCUUCCUCACAACUAUAAGCUCUUUCUUGUAAACUUUUCCUCUUAACUCAACAUGCCCAUAACUCCAAUUCCCUUUCACCUUAAGGUCCUGUUUACAUGAGGCAGUUGCAAUUGCACUUUUAGAAGUGCACAGUAGCAUCUUCAGCAUUAAUCUAUGGAAGUAUUCAGACAGCUGCAGUUUGGAAAAUGUGUGGUUGCCAGAUCCCCCUCGCACACAUGCAGUUGGCGGGCAUGUCAAGAUACAUAAAAGUGAAUGGCGUCAUUCACACAGGACGGUGGACCAUAUGUUUUGAAGGCAGGGGACAGCAUCAUUGGUUGUAUACCACCCAAUGAGGGAAGAGACUGCACAUUACCAUGGCAACCUACAAGUUUCUUUUUCUGGGCAGAUGGAAUCCCUCAUCAUGGUGUUGGAUAAAGAUGCAGGAUGUCCUCCUUCAUUAAUUAGAUCAAGCAAAUUGUCAAAUGAUUUCACUGACAUUCUCAAUCAUUUUAAAAACUGUUGUCAUGCUCUGUCAAAGAGGGAUACAAAGUUGUAAACAUGCCAUAAGUAAACCCAAUGUCAUCAUUAUCGUUGUUUGUGCCAUUUAAAGCAGCAAUGCAACAGCCAAACACUUGCUGUCUGCUCCUUAUCCACACUGGCACUACAUGCCACAUGUCAGAUCACUCACAUGGGGGGAAAAAAAUUGGAUCAACUGUGUGGUUAUGCUGCGGUGCAAAACACACUGUGUGAAUAAUUGCAACAUUAAAUGUGUGGUGGUUGCCACAGUUGCAGUCGCUUUGUGUGAACAGGCCCUAACUCCAUUCUCCUUCCUCCUUUCUCUUAAUUCCAACCUCUUAAUUUUGUGUAAAAAAAUUAAAUGGUGUUUUCUGUGGCUGUCCUGUGUAUGUAACUUCACUUGUAGUUCAUCUAUAUCAAGUUGGUGUUUUGAGUUAAGAGACUGACCAGAAUUAGAACACACCAUUCAAGUGUAUACUGUGGAAAUUAGUUACCUGAGACAGUGCUUGUGGAUUGGUGAGAAGAGCAAUGAAAGCAUGUAUGAGGAAUGUACUAUAAGCACUUAGGCAAAUGGAAUGAAGGGUGAAGCAGUGGAAUGGGUGAGAAGAGAUGGUUUGACCUCAUAAAAGCAAUGAAGAUUGAGAACUUUAUAAAGGUGUAUGUAAAUGAAAUUAAAGGUGCUAAUAGGAGAUAAGUUGUAAGAAAUAAAUGUGUGAAAAAGGUAUUAAUAGAGGUGAAGUGCUUUCACAAACAAGCAAGAGAAUAUCUGGGUAGGGAGAAGUGUAAAGAGGGUCUUUUACCAUGUCCACCCCUUCAAGGGACACUACUAGAGGCAGCAAAGCAUCAGAGAUAGAUAGAAAGAUGCGUAGUCAGUAAUGUGAAAUUUGAAGUAGAAGCUUGUAGAUGUAGUAGAUGUAGCUUCCUAUUUCUGUGCCUAAGGAUAACUGCUUUGAAUGCAGCAUAAUGUUCAUGCAUGAAAAUCAAAGACAUCAAUAUAUGGAGGGUCUUCAAUGAGACAGUAAUAUAGAACUGCAACUAUAUUCCUUUUCCAUUUUAUAUACUACUGUUCUGCUUACUUUGUAUACGAGUAUGCCACGUGACACUUGUACCACUACUUAAUGUCCAUGUGUCACCAUCUUUUACGUGAAAGUAAUCUGUGAUGUACAGUUUGCUUUUCACCCCAAGCCAGUUGUAGGUGCCUUGAUUCUCUUCCUUGAGUAAGAUAAGGCUGGCCAGUCAGUGUGGGAGUGAAUGGCAGCCUUCACUGUGUCAGUUCACGACAGAGUACAGUGCUGUUUCAGUGGUAUACUUAUUAAUGUGCCUUUACCCACAAAUACUGAGUAGCAUUCAAGAAAGAAGUUCAGAGUGUGAGAAAAAUUAAACAACUCCGCUAUGUAUUUCUUUAUAGAAUGUUGUACCUGCAAUAUGUGCCUUGAUAGUUCAUAUAAGUGAAGUCAGUGAAGGUGAGAUGUUAUUUGCUCAUUGAUAUACUUUAUUUGUAUUACAUAACUGCUUUCUCUCUCUCUCUCUCUCUCUCUCUCUCUCUCUCUCUCUCUCUCUCUCUCUCUCUCUCUCUCUCUCUCUCUCUC